GUCCUCCCGCAGCUGAGCCCGAGCGAACAGCAAACGGGAGUCUGGGCAGAGCAGCAUGAACAUUGGAGCUUGGGCUGCCAGGGGUGCGGGCGGCAGGCACAAACGGGAGUGAUACCUGUGAGAGCAGCAGCUGCGGAGCACUUGGGAGAGGGCGUGGCCAGGAUGCCGCAAGGCCAUGGGCCGGAGGAGUCGGAGCCGGGCUGCGAGGCGCCGUGCGCGGGUCCGUGCCACGCGCAGCGCGUACUGCAGACCCUGAACGCCUACCGGCGGAGCGGCACCCUCACCGACGUGGUGCUGCGCGCCGGCGGCAGCGACUUUCCGUGCCACCGCGCGGCGCUCAGCGCGGGCAGCGCCUACUUCCGCAGCUUGUUCGCGGCCGGGCGGCCCGAGCGCGGCCCGGCCGUGGUGCCAGUGGUGCCGGUGGCUCCCGAGGCGCCAGGCACGAGCCCUACCGGGGCGGCGGCGGCACUGGCCGUGGUGCUCGACUACGUGUACGGAGCGGGCGUGCGGCUGCGCGCGGAGGACGAGGCGGCGGCCGUGCUGGCGCUGGCGGAGCGGCUGGGCGUGGCGGGCCUGCGCGAGGCCUGCGUGCGCUUCCUCGAGGGCCGCCUGCGUGCCGCCAACAGCCUAGCGCUGCGCCGCGUGGCCGCCGCCUUCUCGCUGGCCCCACUGGCCGAGCGCUGCGGCCGCGUCCUGCGCCAGGCCUUCGCCGAGGUGGCGCGCCACGCCGACUUCCUGGAGCUGGCGCCUGACGAGGUGGCGGCGCUGCUGGCUGACCCCGCGCUGGGCGUGGCGCGCGAGGAAGCCGUGUUUGAGGCGGCCAUGCGCUGGGUGCGCCACGACGCGCCGGCCCGCCGCGGGCAGCUGCGACGCCUGCUGGAGCACGUGCGCCUGCCGCUACUGGCGCCCGCCUAUUUCCUGGAAAAGGUGGAGGCGGACGAGCUGCUGCAGGCCUGCGGCGAGUGCCGCCCGCUGCUGCUCGAGGCUCGCGCCUGCUUCAUCCUGGGCCGCGAGGCCGGUGCGCUGCGGACCCGGCCGCGGAGAUUCAUGGACCUAGCUGAAGUGAUCGUGGUCAUCGGCGGUUGCGACCGCAAAGGUCUCCUGAAGCUGCCCUUCACCGAUGCCUACCACCCAGAGAGCCAGCGGUGGACCCCACUGCCCAGCCUGCCCGGCUACACUCGCUCAGAAUUCGCCGCCUGUGCUUUCCGCAAUGACGUCUACGUCUCCGGAGGCCACAUCAGCAGUCACGAUGUGUGGAUGUUUAGCUCCCAUCUGCACACCUGGAUCAAGGUAGCCUCUCUGCACAAGGGCAGGUGGAGGCACAAGAUGGCAGUUGUGCAGGGGCAGCUGUUCGCGGUGGGUGGCUUCGACGGCCUGAGGCGCCUGCACAGCGUGGAGCGCUACGACCCCUUCUCCAACACCUGGGCGGCCGCCGCGCCCCUCCUGGAGGCUGUGAGCUCGGCGGCGGUGGCGUCCUGCGCGGGCCAGCUCUUCGUGAUCGGGGGUGCCAGGCAGGGUGGCGUCAACACGGACAAGGUGCAGUGCUUUGACCCCAAGGAGGACCGGUGGAGCCUGCGGUCACCAGCACCCUUCUCACAGCGGUGUCUCGAGGCCAUCUCCCUUGAGGACACCAUCUAUGUCCUGGGGGGUCUCAUGAGCAAAAUCUUCACCUAUGAUCCAGGCACAGAUGUGUGGGGGGAGGCAGCUGUCCUCCCCAGCCCUGUGGAAAGCUGUGGAGUCACUGUGUGUGAUGGGAAGGUCCACAUCCUUGGCGGGCGGGAUGAUCGUGGAGAAAGCACCGAUAAGGUCUUCACCUUUGACCCCAGCAGUGGGCAGGUGGAGGCCCAGCCAUCCCUGCAGCGCUGCACCAGCUCCCACGGCUGUGUCACCAUCAUCCAGAGCUUGGGCAGGUGACUCAGAUUUGGACAGCCUGAGCCACGAGGCGGAGAGGUAGGCGGAGCUCAGGUGCGCACUCUGCUCCCUCAUGGCACCUCUACGCAAACAGCCCUUAAUUUAAUGGUCCCUUUUCUUGUAUAAAUAAAACCUUGUUGGGUCUGUGUUCCAGCUGCAGUCUGCCCUGCCUGGAGAUGGAAUGUCUAAUAUU
Messenger RNA from Symphalangus syndactylus (siamang), 2104 nucleotides. It is a transcript of the gene KLHL35, whose product is annotated as kelch like family member 35. The record is from RefSeq and is a predicted model, not a curated record. Gene Ontology annotation, cellular component: Cul3-RING ubiquitin ligase complex; cytoplasm. Gene Ontology annotation, biological process: ubiquitin-dependent protein catabolic process. Lineage: Eukaryota; Metazoa; Chordata; Mammalia; Primates; Hylobatidae. Gene Ontology annotation, molecular function: protein binding.